GCGUGGCGCCUCCUCCUCGCCCCGACACGGCGCUGAGGCGCGGCGGGCAGAGGCAGAGGCGGCGGCCGCGCCGGGCCGCGCACUCGGGAGAGCGGCCGCGCAUCGCGCCAGCCGCCCGCCCGCCCCUCGGCCCUCCGCCGCCGCUGGCGGGGCGGCGAUGAAGCGGCGCUAAAGGCGCAGGGAGGGCCCCCGCUGCAGCCCAGCGCCUGGCCGCCCCGAGGAGCAGGGAGGGAGGCCGCGGGCCGGCGGACGCGCAGGGCGGCGGGGGCCGCGGCGAGCCGGGCGGCCAUGAUGCAGUGAGCGCUGCUCCCAGCGCGGCCGGGCGGGGGCCCGCGUAGCGCCGCUCCCGCCCGCCUCCUUACAUAACGCUCGGCGGCGGAGCGGGGCUGCGGCUGCACCACCAGCGCCAUGGCGAAUGACAACGGCGGCGGCGCCGGACAGGGCGGCGGCGGCGGCAGCGGGAGCGGCGGCGGCAGCGGAGGCGGCGGCGGCAGCAGCAGCGAGCGGGACCGGCAGUACUGCGAGCUGUGCGGGAAGAUGGAGAACCUGCUGCGGUGCGGGCGCUGCCGCAGCUCCUUCUACUGCAGCAAGGAGCACCAGCGGCAGGACUGGAAGAAGCACAAGCUCAUCUGCCGCGGGGGAGGCGCGGCGGCCGCGGCAGGGGGCGCUGCGGAGCCUCGCGGCGCUCAGCCCCCGCCGCCCCGCGCCCACGGCUCCCGCAGCGCACGCGGCGCGCACGGCGCCGGGGCUGCGGGCCGCCCGGACAAGGCGGCGGCGAAGGGAGCGGCGUCGGGCCCCGAGCCCUCCGGCGAGGCCGCCCCGCCGGACGGCGACCGCGUCGUCGCGGCGGCGGCCGGAGGCGGAGAGGCGGCGGCCCCGGCCCCGGCUCCGGCUCCCGCCGCGGAGGCGGUGCUGCUGUACCGGGACAAGUCGAACCUGUACCCGAGCGGCGUGCAGGCGGGGCCCGGAGGGGCCGCGCUGCGUCCCAACGGGCAGACCAAGUCGCUAGUGCCUCAGCGGCUGGCGCUGGAGUACAUCGUGCCCUGCAUGAACAAGCACGGCAUCUGCGUAGUGGACGACUUCCUGGGCAAGGAGCUGGGCGGGCUGGUAGCCCAAGAAGUGCGAGCCCUGCAUCACACCGGCCGCUUCACCGAUGGGCAGCUGGUCAGCCAGAAGAGCGACUCCUCCAAGGACAUCCGCGGCGACAAGAUCACCUGGGUGGAGGGCAAGGAGCCGGGCUGCCAGACCAUCCGCCUGCUCAUGAACAGCAUGGACGAUCUCAUCCGCCACUGCAACGGCAAGCUGGGCAACUACCGCAUCAACGGCAGGACGAAAGCCAUGGUGGCUUGUUACCCAGGCAAUGGAACAGGAUAUGUUCGCCACGUUGAUAACCCAAAUGGAGAUGGAAGAUGUGUUACGUGUAUAUAUUAUCUUAAUAAAGACUGGGAUGCCAAGGUAAGCGGAGGCAUCCUUCGGAUAUUUCCAGAAGGUAAAGCCCAAUUUGCUGACAUUGAACCCAAAUUUGAUAGACUGCUAUUCUUCUGGUCUGAUCGCCGCAACCCUCAUGAAGUACAGCCAGCAUUUGCUACAAGGUACGCAAUAACGGUGUGGUAUUUUGAUGCAGAUGAAAGAGCACGAGCUAAAGUAAAAUAUCUAACAGGUGAAAAAGGUGUGAGGGUUGAACUUAAUAAACCUUCUGACUCGGUUGGGAAAGGCGUUUUAUAAGCCUUUGUUUUAGCCACUCCUCUUGCUAUUCUCCCUGAGAAACCUUGAUGCUAUCUAUUAACUUUUGAAUGUGAAUAACAAGGUAAAGGAAAAUCAACAACAAACCAACGUUUUAAUAAAGAAGCAUACAGUGUUUCCAUGUUGCAUCAAAUAGAAGAUUUUUUUGACUGCUGAAGCAUUGUACUAUGUGAUUGUCACUCCAGGCCUGUGACUGCUUAUGUGAAGAAGAUAAGCAAUCAGUAAGGAACAACAUAUGCAUCUGGACAUAAACAAGUGCCCUACAUAGAAUUUGUUCAUCCUUAUAUUUUGCCAGACCUGUCAUCCAGCUGAAUCAAAUUCAUCACUCCUUUUUUUAUAUGGUAAAAGUUUGAAUUUUGGGUAAUUUUUGUAUGACCAGGUACAGUUUAUCAAAAUUGAGUCUUAAAAAAAAGAAAAACAGAAAAAAAAAAAGAAAAAAAAACUACAGUAUUCUCCAAAAUAACAUGAAUCUAUUUUUGUAAAACUGUUCAUACUGUUCUCCUCUGCCAUGAAAGACCUAAUGUAAGGGUUGCCAGUAACUGAUAAUCACUUUAAUUUUCUUUACACCUUAAGUCAGAGAAGGAGCACUUUAAUUACCAGCUAAAAACCUGAUUGUUUUAUAUCAUAUCUCACACUAAUCUUAACUUUUAAAGAUUGCUGCUGUAUUGUUUUUUGACUAUGUCCUCUUGAACCGUAUUAACAGAAGCAAAUCAAUAUCUUGCUACUAGUAACAUUCAGUUUGUGGUUUUGUAUGUUGAAUCUACAGAGGGGAAGUUUCGGUCUCUGUUUUUGGUUUUGUUCUGUUUUUAUUUUGUUUUGUUUUUAAGUGACUGGCACUAAGUGAACUUGACACUAUCGGUUGCUGUCAUUGGCUUUGGGGACCUGGUAAAUACCAUCAAGAUACAAGAACAUACAAGGGCUUUCCUAGGCUAUUAGAGGUACCCAGAACCUCCUUGUGUACUUUACAGAAAUUUUGAGCUUUCUCCCUUUUCUAAAGAAUACCUGCCAUCCCCCUUUCCUUUGUAUAUAAGUUAACAGAAUAUCUAAAACUCACUUUUUAAAAAGAUGUCCUUUCCAAAUGUUGCUGUCCCAUGCAGUCUUUAAGUAAGUUGACACCUUGAUCUAUCAUAUAGCGUCAAGGAAAUGGUCAGCACACUGAAGGUGAAGCGCAUCACUGUAGGCUCCUUCUGCAAUACAUCUUUAGAAUCUCACUGUGCUGAAGGAUUUCCCCCCCCAAAAAAACACUGGCCUCUGAUCAACACUGAGACGCAUGUUUAGUAAAAAAAAAAAAAAAAAAAAAAAAACCUUUGCUUUCUUUUACUUUUUUUUUUUUUUUUUUUUUUUU
Messenger RNA from Lagopus muta (rock ptarmigan), 3088 nucleotides. It is a transcript of the gene EGLN1, whose product is annotated as egl-9 family hypoxia inducible factor 1. Gene Ontology annotation, molecular function: ferrous iron binding; L-ascorbic acid binding; peptidyl-proline 4-dioxygenase activity. The transcript is spliced from 5 exons. Gene Ontology annotation, biological process: peptidyl-proline hydroxylation to 4-hydroxy-L-proline; cellular response to hypoxia. Gene Ontology annotation, cellular component: nucleus; cytoplasm. NCBI's taxonomy places the organism in Eukaryota, Metazoa, Chordata, Aves, Galliformes, Phasianidae. The record is from RefSeq and is a predicted model, not a curated record. Bases 409 to 1725 code for a protein of 438 amino acids.